Molecule: messenger RNA, 1062 nt
Organism: Paramacrobiotus metropolitanus
Lineage: Eukaryota; Metazoa; Tardigrada; Eutardigrada; Parachela; Macrobiotidae
Product: glutamic acid-rich protein-like
Exons: 4
Coding region: 251-562 (103 amino acids)
Source: RefSeq, a predicted model, not a curated record
CAACUGAGCGGGUCCAUAUAGUGCAGCACGUAAUAACACCGCUUGGCUAUCGAACAUUUCAAGCAAGAAAAGCUGGUUAUAGUGAAUUUGUGUGGAACAUUGCUCGUAGUACCAACGGUUUACUACGCAUAUACCCUUCAUAGAACACUACGUUGAGUACGUUGAAACCUUGCAACACUACUUGCAAGCAAAGCCCGACGACUUACGCCGUUUCAGACCUUAACGGUUGAUUUUUAUUCCUUUUCCCAAAAUGAGUACCGCGGAUGCUGUACCUACCCCCGAUGUGGACUCCAAAGAUGUUAAAGAGACAAAAGAAAAGCGUGGUGAGAAGCGGUCAGCAGACACCGAGACAAACGGCAAAGAAGAGCAAAAUAAAAAACUUCAAAAAGGCACAGAAAACGGAGAUGAUUAUGAAGAAGAGGAGGACGAGGAUGUAAACGAGGACGAAGAGGAUGAUGAAGACGAACCGGAAGAGGAGGAACCUGAAGGAGAAGAUGACGAUGAAGAAGAUGAUACAAAUGACGUUCCUGAAGACGACGAUGAAGAGGAAGAUGAGGAAUAAUUGGGAAUUCACCAAAAAGCUUCUAUCGUGCAAUUCUCCAGUCCUCUCCAUAUCCGUGUUCUUGUUCCAUCCAGCUGUUUUACAUGAUAUAGAAACAAGCCCAUUUCCAAACCGAAGCAAGACAGUUCUCUGUUUAACAAGAAUUUUAACACUGUGCUCCACCUGUUUCUCUUUUUGGUUGUGAACAGUUGGCGGCGAUUUCGUUUAUUUCUCAUGAGUAAUUUUUAGCGGUGUGUAUUCAGACAAACGGACAAGUAAAAUUGGUGUAUGUGUACUUACUGAAGUUUUCUCGGGAAAAUGGUUGUUUGGCCGGUUUUUCGGCCGUACCGAAGAAUCAGUUGUAUCUCCGAACAUUCUGCUGCUUUGCGAUCCAAAUACAGCAAUUUUGUUUUCUUUUUGUAUUUUCGUUUUAAACCCGCGCUGUGGUAUUCUUGGUUGAACUUGUAUGGAGUUUUUGGUUGAACGUUUAAUUUAUUGCACAAAAAAUGUGAGUUACUGCA